Molecule: messenger RNA, 2130 nt
Organism: Penaeus vannamei (Pacific white shrimp)
Lineage: Eukaryota; Metazoa; Arthropoda; Malacostraca; Decapoda; Penaeidae
Product: protein maelstrom homolog
Biological process (GO): male meiotic nuclear division; negative regulation of DNA-templated transcription; piRNA processing
Cellular component (GO): P granule; nucleus
Molecular function (GO): sequence-specific DNA binding
Source: RefSeq, a predicted model, not a curated record
UUUUCUCACCAAGAUAAGAUUAGACAAAGACGCCACUCUCCCACAGCCUCCUAAACCCACCCUUUUAGCACAAGACGUCAACCAUGGGCAAGAAGAGGCAGCAAAAUGACUUCUUUUUCUUCAUGCUCGAGAAGAAAGGUGAAGUUGAGAGGAAAUCGGGCAGGGUCGUGACCAUGGCGGAGUUGCCUGCACUCCUUUAUCCCGAGUGGAAGGCAUUGCCAGAAGAAGAGAAACGUAAGUACAAGAACAUGAGGGAUAGCAAGCGAGGUGAUGAAAAACUUGAUUGUAGAGGAAUACCUUUGGCUGACAUUCAACAAGAACAGGAGAAAAAAAGGAAGAGAAUUGAGGAGAUGAAGAGCUACAUUGCAAAUAAUGUUUCAGUGUUGCGGUCUGGCAAUGCUCUUCACUGUGGCAAGUUCUACAUCGUUAGUACCUCUUACUAUGUGUUGACCGAAGAAGGCCAAUAUGCUCCUGCUGAACUGGGAUUAGUCCAGUUCUCUUUUCAGCGAGGGAUCAUCAAGGAAUUCCAUGUGAUACUGAAACCGGUGAUCCCUCUGUCCUACGGUUACUUGGCUCAAGUUUACUCCGAGGCAAACCAUAUGCUCCUCGAGGAAGAGAACACAAGUGGCGAGGAGAAGGAGGAUGUGGCUGUGGCCGUCAAGGAGUUUGUACAGGAAGAGAGUAAUAGGCUGCCACCGUUAUACACUUUGGAAGAGGAAAUGCCGCAGGCUGAUGCAAUCCUUAGUGAAAUAUGUGGACCAAAUUACUUCAAUGUAUAUUCCCUGGACCAGCUGUUCCAACAUUUAUACUCUGUGACUUUUGUUGACAAUCCCAUACCCUUGAGUAUUGCUACUGAUAUGCUGACACACUGUAGCUUGGAUUACCACCCAUCCCUGCCAUGUGGAUGGCACCAGACAUACCAAAAGGAUGCAGGUCGAUACUGCUCUUUGUCUUGCGCAAAACGAUGGGUAUUUCACAUGUGCGAUAACAUGAAACUGUUAGACACUUUUGGUAUACAGCCACAGGAGGGUAAACAUCUACCUCAGCCCAUCCCAGCUUUUGGCACUGUUGUAGAUGUUCCCAGACACACAUUUAAGGAUUGCUCUUUAGAAAGUCGUGGGACUAAUAAUUCUAGAGUAGACAGAUCCUAUGUAGAUGGUGCCGCUGCCUCUUCCCAGCCAUGGCAAAUGGUUAAUUCUUCUGGAAAUAGAGGCAAAGGAGUGCAGAAUAAACCCAAGCCUGAACAAAAUGAUGUAGGAUUUUCUUUCACAAGGAAGACAAAGGUUGAGGCAGCCCCAGCAGGAGCUCCAGCAAGAGCUCCAGUCAGACCCAAAGGAUCUUGGAGUAAUGCAGUUGCUUCCUCUUCUCCGAAAGCACCCAACUUGGCAGCCUCCUUCUCUGCUUCAAGUGUAGACACCUCGUGUGAAGACGACUUCCCUGCUUUGGGAGCAAGGAAUGGAUUUUCAGGCAAUAGUUGGAAUGCUCCAUCUCAUAAGAGAGGUCAGAAGAAGAAGUAAUGAUUUUAGCUGAUAAUUUGUGGACAUAAGGUAUGCAUUUCCCUUAAGUUUAUGAGGAGGGAAAUAGUGUAAGUGAUUUUUUCCCCCCACUUUUAGUUAUGGAAGCUUUAUUUUGUGUAUAGGUGAAGAUUCAUUUUGUUAUAUUGCCUUUUACUGUUGGAAAAAGCUGGUACGUCUUUCAACAGGAAAAACAAAAAAUGGCAUCAGUCUUUAUUUUGUUUUAUGUGAUUUUCUUUCAUUUUGAUAUUGCUUUUGUGCUAUUUGAUUUAAAUUCAAGUGUAAGAUUAAUCAAGUAUUGUUUAAAUUCUGCUCCCAAUAUAAAUUUUUUGGUUCUUUUUGAUGCACUUUUGCAAAUGAAGAAAAUUGAGUUAUUUGUGUUUGAUACUUAUAAAUUUAGACAAAGCUUUGUAAAGAUUAAUUAUGACUGACUUUAUAUUAAUAAUCAUCUUUUAGUAAGAUAAUCAUGGGUUACAAGAAUAUGAGUCUUGUUUUUAAAAUGUUUUGUUUAGCUCAUUUAUAUUACUGUGAACUUACUUUCUGGCUAGAAAAUGUCUGAUGCCAUUAGAAAUGUGCCAACUAUUAUUUUAAUGUAAGAAAUAAAGUUCCAUUCCAA